AUGGUUGAGCAGCCAAAACCGUUUCAUAGACCUCUGCCUCCUAAGCUACUGUCUAAACUGUCUGUGCCAAGGGAGAACGCUGAGAAAGCAGGAGGGAUUUUUGGACAAUAUCAAACUAGGGCAAUAAAGAGCACAAAUUAUGAAAAUGGAAAAAAAGAGUCUGGCAGUGCUCAAGGGCAAGUCAGGCAGACAGAUGCUUCCCUCAGCAAUGAGCACGGAUUCCACAGUCCCUUGAAAAUCCAGCCUAAAGAUACACCCCAGUCUGUUCAUCAGAUUUGCCACAGUCAAACACAAAUCCAGCUCAAAGAGCUAUUUCUUCAGACUCAGUUGCAGCCUGGCAAUACACAAACUGUUUGUCCACGUGUAGUGCUGAGCAAGUGCCAUGAAAAUUAUGCAGAAUGCACCAGGAAGAAGAUGAGACAUAGUAAAAGUACAGAGGAAAUGGCAAAAGAAGGUAUUGAUAGGUUGUUUUUAUUAGAAAAUCUCUAGUGUCUGGAUGCUGCCUAUAAUGACAUUAGCUUUAUUCCUAGUGACAUCAAGAACCUCUGAAAACUGAAAUGUCUGAACCCUGAAGAGAACCAACUGUCUGCAUUGCCAUUUAGGGUAUUGAAACUUCCACUAAAAUUCCUCAGAACAGAAAAUAACUUCAUUCACCCCUUGUUGAAAGAAAAGAUUCAGAAUUAGCUUCAGAAGUUCACUCAUCUGGCUGCCCUUUGUUUCUCCAGAAAUAAUCUAAAGGGAAGAUACCUACACAACACGGAAGAUAUUAGAAGAUUGCAUGAUUUCACUGUCUGUGAUUGCUGCAGUGGACCUUGGUAUGGAAAAGUACUGUGACACAUCUGACAUUACAGGAACAUACUUAAAUUUGGAAGACUUCCCCUUUGUUUCCAUGCAUACCCAUCAUUAUGCCAUAGAAACCUCAUCUCUCAGACUGUCUUGACUCCAGUACUUUGUGGAAAGUGA
This is a messenger RNA of Myiozetetes cayanensis, 963 nucleotides long. RefSeq names its product leucine rich repeat containing 63 (gene LRRC63). The record is from RefSeq and is a predicted model, not a curated record. NCBI's taxonomy places the organism in Eukaryota, Metazoa, Chordata, Aves, Passeriformes, Tyrannidae.